AUGCUCUUCAACUGGACCGUCGUCGACUCGUGCUUCCUCACGUCGUCGUGGCACGUGCGCUCGGUCGGCGCGUUCGCGGCCAGCGUCAUCGGCGUCUUCUUCAUGGUCCUCGCGCACGAGGCCGUGCGCCGCCUCGGGCGCGAGUACGACCGGUCGAUCCGCACGGCCUACUAUCGCCGCGAGGCGCUCGCGCUCGCCGCGCUCGCCAAGAACCAGGGCAAGGAGAUUGCGCUGUCGGCGCCGUUCCGGCCGUCCAACAAGGAGCACGCGGUCCGGUCGCUGUUCUACUUUGUCCAGUUCGGCGUCGCCUACAUUCUCAUGCUCCUCGCCAUGUACUUCAACGUCGCGAUCCUCAUGGCCAUCAUUGGCGGCGGCGGCGUCGGCCACUUCCUCUUUGCGCGCGACACGGCGACGGACGCGUCGACGGCGUACGAGGCGUCCAAGGACGAGUGUUGCUGCUAG
Molecule: messenger RNA, 462 nt
Organism: Rhodotorula graminis WP1
Lineage: Eukaryota; Fungi; Basidiomycota; Microbotryomycetes; Sporidiobolales; Sporidiobolaceae
Exons: 2
Coding region: 1-462 (153 amino acids)
Biological process (GO): copper ion transmembrane transport
Cellular component (GO): membrane
Molecular function (GO): copper ion transmembrane transporter activity
Source: RefSeq, a predicted model, not a curated record